Aspergillus candidus is the source of this 1077-nucleotide messenger RNA. RefSeq names its product putative short chain dehydrogenase/ reductase. The record is from RefSeq and is a predicted model, not a curated record. The transcript has a single exon. Lineage: Eukaryota; Fungi; Ascomycota; Eurotiomycetes; Eurotiales; Aspergillaceae. Bases 137 to 916 code for a protein of 259 amino acids.
CUUUAUCUGUGCAAUAUUCUCCUGACUUAACACCGUGCUUGCUUGCUCCCUUCUUAUAGCGCUCAAAGUCAUUGUUCAAACCCGGCUAGCCCUGCGUCUUCGUUGAUAAUACAACCCAUCCACUAUCUUCAACAACAUGGCCCGCAUCCUAAUAACUGGCUCAACAGACGGCCUCGGCCUCGAAGCCGCCCGCCAACUAGUCCAACGCAACCACACCGUCUACCUCCACGCACGCAACCAAGAACGCGCAGCCGCCGCCCAAGCCAAAUGCCCCGGCGCAGCCGGCGUGCUGAUCGCCGAUUUGACCAGCGUGGCCGAAACGCGCAACCUCGCCGAGCAGGCCAACGCGAUAGGAGCCUUCGACGCCGUCAUCCUCAACGCAGGCAUGCUCUACGGGCCCUUCCGCAAGACGCCCGACACCGGCGUCCCGGCUAUGGUCUUCGUGAACGUCAUCGCGCCUUAUAUCCUUGCUUGUCUGCUGACGCGGCCGAAGCGGCUUGUGUUCAUUGCGUCGACUCUUCACCGCGAGGCUAAUACCGAUGUGAAGGAUAUUUUCUGGUUCCAGCGCGGGGAGGAGCAGUUCCGUGAUUUCCCGGCGUAUUGCGAUUCGAAGCUUCAUGUUAUGAUGCUAGCGAAUGCCGUCGCGCGCCGGUUCAAGGGCACUUCUGUCACCGCUGUGCAUCCGGGUUGGGUGGUUACUAAGCUUGGGGGCCAGAGCGCUACUGAUAAGCUGGAGGAUGGGGUCGAGACCUAUGUCAUGUUGGCGGAGGGGGACUACGACCAGAGUCUCACCGGGGUGUAUUUUGACCCGAAGAGGAAGAUCGGGGAGCCUCUUCCGGUGACGGCGGAUGAAAAUUUGCAGGAGCUUGUCGUUAAGGCUUGUCAGGAUGUUACUGGGCUUACGCUGCCUGCUUAGGGUGGUGUGCCGGGGGGCUGUAGGACUUAGCGUGUACAUGAGUUUCAUGGGGAAUUAUUCUAGACUAGACUCGUGGUUUUCUCAAACCUGGGCUCGGGUUUUCAUUGCUAGUGGCUGGUCGAUUUGCCAGGAACUACACACUUGAAACUUUUCAUAUCUUG